AUGGCUCCGUCGCAGCCCAAGUCGGGCCUCUUCGUGGGCAUCAACAAGGGCCACGUCGUCACCAAGCGCGAGCUGCCGCCGCGCCCGUCCGACCGCAAGGGGGUAAGGUUCUUCCACUCCUACAUCCGAGACAUAUCUAAAGGUACCAAGAGGGUGCAUUUCGUCAGGAACUUGAUCAGGGAGGUAGCUGGGUUUGCUCCGUAUGAGAAGCGUAUCACUGAGCUUCUCAAGGUUGGCAAGGACAAGCGUGCCCUGAAGGUGGCGAAGCGAAAGUUGGGUACCCACAAGAGGGCGAAGAAGAAGAGAGAGGAGAUGUCCAGUGUCCUCAGGAAGAUGAGGUCAAACGUCACAAAGUGA
Molecule: messenger RNA, 357 nt
Organism: Triticum turgidum subsp. durum (durum wheat)
Lineage: Eukaryota; Viridiplantae; Streptophyta; Magnoliopsida; Poales; Poaceae
Source: the annotation of a GenBank genome assembly